AUGUCGAGAAAUCAAAAGAGACAAUUAAGAGAUCAGUUCAUAGAUUUUACACACACAACAUCAGCAAUAGCUGAACAAUUCCUCAAGUCAACAAACUAUGAUCUUGAAUUGGCCAUCAAUGAAUACUAUCUAUCCUACCAACCAUCGACUGAGCGCAAAGAUAACAAGAAGCUAGCUGCUAUUUUUGAUAAAUACAAAGACCCUGAUUCUGAUAUAAUAGGCAUUGAUGGGACUAUAAAGUACAUUGAAGAUUUAGGGUAUGAACCAGAAGAUAAAGUCGCUUUAGCGCUAGCUGAAUUCUUAGAAUCACCUUCUGCUGGUGUUUUCGAAAGAAAGAGCUUCAUUUUGAAAUGGCAAACCACACAUUCAGAGACGCUAGCUGAUAUGAAAAAACAUGUGCAGUAUCUGGAAAGGCAAAUGAGCACCAACGUUGAUUAUUUGAAAAGAAUCUAUGAGUUCACAUUUAAAUUUUCUUUAGAGGAAGGACAAAGAACUUUACCAUUGGAGACUGCUACUGAAUAUUGGAGACUAUUAUUAGGUCCAUUGUAUGGUGAUAAAAUCGAAAAAUGGAUUGCGUUUUUGAAUCAAGAAUGGAAACAAGCUGUUAGUAAAGAUACAUGGAACAUGUUUUUCAUUUUCCUUCAAGACUAUGAGAAAGAUCCAGAACUUUCCGAGUAUGAUGAAACCGCAGCAUGGCCCAGUAUUAUCGACGAUUUCGUCGAGUACAUCAAGGAAGGGAAAACAGAAUAAAUAAUUGGAUAAAUGUGUGCUUUUAAGCUGCAACUGAUGUAAUACGUCUACAUUAUUCGCGAAUGCAUUCUACG
Molecule: messenger RNA, 824 nt
Organism: Hansenula anomala
Lineage: Eukaryota; Fungi; Ascomycota; Saccharomycetes; Phaffomycetales; Wickerhamomycetaceae
Gene: DCN1
Product: NEDD8 ligase DCN1
Exons: 4
Coding region: 1-750 (249 amino acids)
Biological process (GO): positive regulation of ubiquitin-protein transferase activity; protein neddylation
Cellular component (GO): ubiquitin ligase complex
Molecular function (GO): ubiquitin conjugating enzyme binding; ubiquitin-like protein binding; cullin family protein binding
Source: RefSeq, a predicted model, not a curated record